Molecule: messenger RNA, 872 nt
Organism: Dermacentor silvarum
Lineage: Eukaryota; Metazoa; Arthropoda; Arachnida; Ixodida; Ixodidae
Exons: 3
Coding region: 112-765 (217 amino acids)
Source: RefSeq, a predicted model, not a curated record
CAUAUAUAAAGGUGCCGGCGGUGUACUGACCACAGAAACACCUUCGGGCGCUAAAUAGCAGCGACAUCCUAAGAUAACUUGAGCCACUUCGCUCGUAGCCGAAUUCUAGAAAUGAAGUUCACCGCCAUUGCCGUUCUUGCCCUCGUGGCUUGCGUCGCCUACGCUGAAGAUGCCAAGAAGGCAAGUGAGAAGGACGAUAAGAAGGACGAGAAGAAGGAUGUCGAGGCUCGUGGUGGCGUCCUAGGCAGCGUGGGCCUGGGUGGCGUCGGUUACGGAGCCGGCUACGGUGGCGGAGUUGCCCCCGGACUCGUUGGCGGGGCCGUUGGAGGCCCAGGCCUCGGCGUUGUCGGUAACCCUGCCCUGGUUGGAGCCGGUGUCGGUCACGGUGUCGGCCUGGGACACGGAGUCGGCCUUGGACAUGGAGUCGGCCUUGGGCACGGCGUAGGCGGUGGCUUCCAGUCGGGUUAUGGCGCCGCGGCCGGCGGACACCAGUCAGGUUUCCAAGGGGGAGCCGCCGGUCACAACCAGGGUUCCGGCGCCUUCGCUGGUGGCGCAUCCCGCAGCACUGUGAACGCGUUCAAGAACAACCAGGGUUACAGCCAUAGCUCCGGCUUCUCGGCGAGCGACAGCAAGAACUUCGGCGCAGGCCACAAGCAGGGAUCAUCUGGAUUCAGCAGCGGCGCCGCUGGCCACCAGGCUGGAUUCGGCAAGACCGCGCACGCCGGUGCCGGUGGCGUCGGUGGGGUCGGUCUCGGCCUUCAUUAAUGAAAGAGGACUUCCUGUCAUCUUCAGCCUCCAUCUUCAUUGCGUUAUAAAUCAGUCAGCUUAUGUGAGAAAUGACAAAUAAACUCAUUGGCAUCGUUCUGUACCCU